Geosmithia morbida is the source of this 1071-nucleotide messenger RNA. RefSeq names its product D-lactate dehydrogenase. The transcript has a single exon. Gene Ontology annotation, molecular function: NAD binding; D-lactate dehydrogenase (NAD+) activity. NCBI's taxonomy places the organism in Eukaryota, Fungi, Ascomycota, Sordariomycetes, Hypocreales, Bionectriaceae. The record is from RefSeq and is a predicted model, not a curated record. The coding region runs from base 1 to 1071 and encodes 356 amino acids.
AUGGCUACGACACUCGCCGUCUUCAGCACGAAACCAUACGACAGACGAUAUCUCGAGGAGGCGCACGCGGCCAACGAAGCCUCGUCAGCCAUAUCCAUAACGUUUCACGAUGUCCCGCUGAACCGAGAGACGGUAUCGCUGGCGACGGGGGUGCAGGCGGUAUGCGCCUUCGUCAACGACACGCUCGACAGCGUGGUGAUCGACUCGCUGGCGCGGCAGGGCGUGCGGGCUAUCCUGCUGCGGUGCGCGGGCUUCAACCACGUGGACCUGGAGGCGGCGGCCCGGCGGGGGAUCAUGGUGUCCAACGUGCCGUCGUACUCGCCCGAGGCGGUGGCGGAGUUCGCGGUGGCGCUGAUGCAGACGCUGAACCGGUCGACGCACCGGGCGUACAACCGGGUGCGCGAGGCCAACUUCAGCCUCAACGGGCUGCUGGGCAUGACGCUGCACGGCAAGACGGCCGGCCUGAUCGGCACCGGCAAGAUCGGGCUGGCGACGGCGCGCAUCAUGAGGGGGUUCGGGUGCCACGUGCUCGCCUACGACCCGUUCCCGACGGCCGCGCUGACCGACAUCGACGGCUGCAGCUACGUCGACGACCUGGACGACCUGCUCGCCCGGUCCGACAUCGUCAGCCUGCACUGCCCGCUCAUGGAGAGCACGCGGCACGUCAUCGACGAGCGCAGCAUCCGCCGCAUGAGGAGGGGCGUCCUCAUCGUCAACACGUCGCGCGGCGGCCUCAUCAAGACGGACGACCUGAUCCAGGGCCUCAAGGACAGGCACAUCGGCGGAGCGGCCCUCGACGUGUACGAGGGCGAGGCCGACCUCUUCUACGAGGACCACUCGGGCGACAUCGUGUCCGACGACGUCAUCAUGCGCCUCACCACCUUCCACAACGUCAUCGUCACCGGUCACCAGGCCUUCUUCACCGCCGAGGCCCUGCGGGAGAUUGCCGACUGCACGCUCGGCAGCCUCGUCGAAUUCGUCCGCACCGGCACCUGCGCCAAGUCCCUGACUGCCGGGGUCGGGGAGGGGAAGAGGAGCAGCCACCCUCCGCUGCCGGUGCGAAAUGUCUAG